Messenger RNA from Microtus oregoni (creeping vole), 1928 nucleotides. It is a transcript of the gene Gjb3, whose product is annotated as gap junction protein beta 3. Gene Ontology annotation, cellular component: connexin complex. The record is from RefSeq and is a predicted model, not a curated record. Gene Ontology annotation, biological process: cell communication. Bases 421 to 1227 code for a protein of 268 amino acids. The transcript is spliced from 2 exons. NCBI's taxonomy places the organism in Eukaryota, Metazoa, Chordata, Mammalia, Rodentia, Cricetidae.
CCACCACUGUGGGCUGGGCCAGUCCUUUAUUGCCAUCCCUCCUGCCAAGGCACUUAACAGUUUCCAAAGUGUUUCACGCCCUCAUGUCAUUGUAGCCUCUGCAACAGCUCUGUCAAUGGCCAUCAAUGCCCCCUUUCCACGCCAGCAAGCCGAGGCCCUGCGAAGCAGCCUGGGGCUCCCGGGUCUGCAGCUGCUUCGGGAUUAGAACUCGGACCCCUGAGGCGACUCCAGGCUCCUCCUCCAGGCCGCCCCUCCUCCACGCCACCUCUAUCCAGGAGCCUCACUGAGGCCACAAAGCCGGGCUUGGCUCCCACCUCGUUCCUCCUCUGCCGUGGGUCUUGGGCACUAGGAGCCACCCAACGGAGGCAGCGCCGCUGACCGUGGGUACAGUGCCCCUCUCCCCAGCCGUGAGCUGGCGCCAUGGACUGGAAGAAGCUCCAGGACUUGCUGAGCGGUGUGAAUCAGUACUCUACAGCCUUCGGGCGCAUCUGGCUGUCGGUCGUGUUCGUCUUCCGGGUGCUGGUGUAUGUGGUGGCGGCUGAGCGCGUGUGGGGUGACGAGCAAAAAGACUUUGAUUGCAACACCAGGCAGCCUGGCUGCACCAACGUGUGCUAUGACCACUUCUUCCCUAUCUCCAACAUUCGCCUCUGGGCCCUGCAGCUCAUCUUUGUCACGUGUCCCUCUAUGCUGGUCAUCUUGCACGUAGCCUACCGCGAGGAGCGGGAGCGGAAGCAUCGCCAGAAGCACGGGGAGCAAUGUGCCAAGCUGUACAGCCAUCCUGGCAAGAAGCACGGUGGCCUGUGGUGGACCUACCUGCUCAGCCUCGUCUUCAAACUCAUCAUUGAAUUCGUCUUCCUAUAUGCCCUACACAAGCUCUGGCACGGCUUCACCAUGCCGCGUCUGGUACAGUGUGCCGGCGUGGAACCCUGCCCCAACACCGUGGACUGCUACAUUGCUCGGCCCACGGAGAAGAAAGUCUUUACCUACUUCAUGGUAGGCGCCUCCGCUGUCUGCAUUAUUCUCACCAUCUGUGAGAUCUGCUACCUCAUCUUCCACAGGGUUAUGCGAGGCCUGAGCAAGCCUAAAAAGAGUGGCAUCUCCCCAAAGUCCUCCAGCCGAGCCUCCACUUGCCGCUGUCACCACAAGCUUCUGGAGAGCGGGGACCAGGAACCAGACCCAGGCGAUGCCAAGCCGCAGGCUUCAGCUCCCAAUCUGACCCCCAUUUGAACCGCAAGCUGGAGAAGUGAAGCAGGGAGGUACUGCGGGUGGAGGGGUCCUUAGCGGGGCUGGGUGCCCCCACUUUGAAUUCACUAAGCAAGCCAGUUUUGUUUGAUACAGAUAUUCUGGGUUCUGUGCUGGCUACCUAGUAUAGGUAACAUAGCAAACCCAGCUUCAGAGAGACAUUUAGAUUAGCAGAUUAACUACAUGCAUGCAAGGGUCUAUUUAGCUGAGCUGGUAAGCAGUGCUUCUACCUACCCCAGGGGACUGCCAGGCCAGGCAGCCUCGCAGAAAAGCACCGUGGAAGAGAGAAAUGGAGGGGGCUCUACAAAAGAGGUAGCAACAGCAAAAAGAACUGGGGGUCUCAGAGGAGGGGUGCUGGCUGGGGACAGGGGACAGCCAGACAGAGAGAGUGUUUAAAUCCUCACCCCCAUGAGAAGCUGCUCAGGUUCCUAUGUGGAAUGUUCUAGAGGCCAAAGAACGAACGUAGAAAGUGGUAGUAAGUCUUGUCAUGUCAACUGCUGUUUGGGACACCCAGGGGUCCUCUGGAUCACCCUCUCCAACCUCCAUCUUCAGGCAGCAAUACUCUUCUUCCUCCUCCAGGGUGCUCAGUCCACUGCACCCUGUGGCCAGGACCUUGGGCGCAUGCAUGGAAUCUGUACAUCCUAGUCAGUUUCCUUUAGAGCAAUAAAGUUUCGUUUUAUACAGUU